Lycium barbarum (goji berry) is the source of this 633-nucleotide messenger RNA. Its product is annotated as aquaporin TIP1-3-like. Gene Ontology annotation, cellular component: membrane. Gene Ontology annotation, molecular function: water channel activity. Lineage: Eukaryota; Viridiplantae; Streptophyta; Magnoliopsida; Solanales; Solanaceae. The record is from RefSeq and is a predicted model, not a curated record. Gene Ontology annotation, biological process: transmembrane transport; water transport. The transcript has a single exon. Bases 1 to 633 code for a protein of 210 amino acids.
AUGCUGAUUUCAAGAAUUGUCAUUGGAAAUUUGAAAGAUGCUACCCAUCCUGAUACCCUCAAGGCUGCCUUAGCUGAAUUCAUUUCCAUGCUUAUUUAUGUUUUUGCCGCUGAAGGCUUUGCUGCAUCGUCUAGGUUGAUGAGCGGCGAUUUGCAAGCUCAGCUGAUUGCGGCGGCGAUAAACCAUGCAUUUGCGCUUGUCGCUGUAGUUUCAGUGGCAAAAAACAUAUCUGGAGGUCAUGUAAACCCUGCUGUCACGUUUGGUGCCUUUGUGGGAGGUCACAUUACCUUCUGCAGGACUAUUUUGUAUUGGAUUGCUCAAUUGCUUGGAUCUGUGGUUGCUUGCUUGCUCCUCAAGUAUUCUGUUGUUGGUGUGGAAGUAUCGCCAUUCACUCCAACACCACGAAAUGCAGUUGUUUUUGAGAUUUUGAUGACAUUUGGUCUUGUUUACACUGUUUAUGCAACUUCAAUUGACCCCAAGAGGAGUAACGAUGGAGUGAUCAUUGCCCGAAUUGCAAUUAGUUUCAUUGUUGGUGCCAACAUUUUGUCUGGUGGUGCUUUUUAUGGUACAGCAAUGAAUCCUGCUGCGGCCUUUGGUCAAGCAAUGGUUAGUUGGACAUGGAACAACCACUAG